AUCCAGUAGAGCUGCGUCAGGGUGGCAGCAACUUCAGUGUAAAGUGAAAGUAAGUAGAUAAAAAAACAACAAACGCACACGGAAGACGCAGACCUAUUUCUCUUUGAGUUUGUUAAAGAGCUGGCGUCAAAAGCAGUUCCUGCAGACUAUGGCGCUGUGGGCGCAGAUGACCCCGCAGUUACAGUACCUGCCAACCCAGACGCUGAAUGAACUCUAUCCAGACACAUUUCCGUUGGACAUCAGGCACUACCUGGCCAACUGGAUAGAGGAACAGGCAUGGGAGAACUUUAAUGUAGACAAUGUGGAGCAGGAGCCUCAGGCUCGAAGGCUGCUGGAACGGAUGAUACAUUUGAUACAUGAGGUGGCCAAACAAAACCCUAACAUGGUGGAGAGGGUCAAGCUACAGCAAAUGAGCAAGAACUUGAGCGUGUUUCAUCCACAACCCUUGCAGCUGGUGAGGACAGUACGGGACAUUCUGAGGAGAGAAAGACAAUUGUUACAGACAGGUAUCCAUUCUGACUUCUCAGCCUUUCAGCCCAUGCCUCAGGGUCCUUCAUCUUCCAACGGCACCCAACAACUUCAACGGCAAGAUUCAAGAAUUGAUGUGGACAAUUUGGUGCUCAAAGUUUAUGAACUUCAGAACUGUCGUCAACAGCUUCAUCAGUUUCAGGAGAACUUGAACUAUGAAAAACAGGAAGCUGAGUCUGUACCUGGACAGAAUGAAUUGGAUCUACAACAUUCAGAUCCAGUCGCUAAAAAAAAACGCAUACAGCAACUUGAGUACAAUUCUUCAAUUUGUGCAGAGAAACGUGUACAGCUCCUUCAGGAAGCUGUUUGUGCCCUGGAGCAGUGCCAGUCAAAUCUUAUACACAGAAUUAAGUCCUGGAGGUGGGAGCAGCACAGGGCAACCAUUGGCUUGCAUUUCGAUGACAACCUUGGACACCUUCAGACACGGUGUGAGCAGUUGCUUGGGGUGAACGGAAAUCUAAGACAUGAGGUUAUGUUGGUAAAGAGAGACCAUGGAGUGGCUGAACCGUUUCAAACGAUGGAGGAAACUCUGUCACGUCUUCUCCAGACUCUCAUACAGAGUUCCUUGCUGGUAGAUAAGCAGCCUCCCCAGGUGAUUAAAACCCAAUCCAAGUUUUCCACCACUGUGAGGUAUUUACUGGGAGAAAAGAUCGCCCCUGGGAAACCCGUCCUGUUGAAGGCCCAGAUUAUUACUGAGGCACAAGCAAGAAACCUGGGUCAACAAGGAGUCAUACCCAGUGAAAAUGUAGGAGAACUUAUCAACAGCACAGCCAUACUAGAACAUAACACCACCAGCAAGAGCACAUGUGCCACCUUCAGAAAUAUGUCGAUAAGGAGGAUCAAACGUGCUGACAGGAAGGGCUCAGAAUCAGUGACAGAGGAAAAGUUUACCUUGUUGUUCACCACAGAAUUGACCAUCACAGGCUCUGAUUGCCCCUAUAGCAUGCAGAUCAUUUCACUUCCUGUGGUUGUAAUUGUACAUGGCAGUCAGGAAAUUAAUGCAAUGGCAACCGUUGUAUGGGACUGUGCCUUCUCCGAGCCUAACAGGGUACCGUUCGUCGUACCCGAGCGCGUGCCCUGGAAGCAGAUGUGCGAUGCUUUGAGCAGUAAAUUCAUGUCUGAAGUGCAGACUCAGCGUGGUUUGGACGUAUACAAUCUUCAUUUUCUUGCCCAGAAGAUCUUUGACCAACCAGACAUCUCGGGAGACUUUACCAACAUGCCUGUGUCCUGGGCUCAAUUCAAUAAGGAAGUUCUGCCUGGCCGAAACUUCACGUUCUGGCAGUGGUUUGAGGGAGUGAUGGAUCUUACAAAGAAAUGCCUAAAAGAAUAUUGGAGUGAAGGAUUGAUCUUUGGCUUUAUUGGAAAACAGCACCUCCAUGUCAUCCUGCAGAACAAACCCAGUGGCACAUUUCUUCUGCGCUUUAGUGACUCAGAGAUGGGUGGCAUCACCAUCGCCUACGUAGGCCCCACUGACAAUGGAGGCAGGAAAAUACAGAAUAUUCAACCCUUUACCAAGAAGGAUCUGGACUCAGCCGGACUUGGUGACCGUAUACGAGAUAUUAACUGCAUCACUCAUGUGUAUCCUGACAUGCCAAAAAAUGAUGCAUUUAAGAAAUUCUUUACAGUGCCCUCCCCCCCUCAUCCAGAUGGAUACCUGCCAUUUAAACUAACAACAGUAGUCAACACAGACCCUAGCACCACAUCCUCCAACAUGCCAAAUCAGAACGAACUUUUAUCUGACCUCUUUACACUUGGCUCUCCUAUGCAAAUGCCUUUCAGCAACCCGGUUGACCCACAACAUUCCACUCUUUGUUCACCCCCGUAUAUACAAGACCAUCACAUGUCUUUUCCAGGACCAGUAAUUCCAACAACCUUAAUAAAUUCUGCAAGUGAGAUAAUGGACAUGGAAUCGGGAUGGAAUGACGGGAUUUUGUCAAUGUGUCAAAGUGCCACCGAAGACCCACAUUCUGCUUAGACGAUUCAUACCGCUCUUCUCUUCCUGUUGGAUUAAUGCUAACUAACACAUGGCUCGGUGCUCCUUCCACUGCAAAUUGCUUGUCUUACUAAGGUCACAAAAGGAUAUGAUAAUCUGAUGUAUAGGGAUAUGUUAUAUACACUUGUCUUUUAUGUGUAUAAACGCACACAUACAUGAAUCAAUCAAUCAGUGGUAAACAAUAAGACCGUGGGCUGAGGGAUAUGAUCACAUGGUUUGUAUACAACUAAAUGUUACAGUCAUUCAUAGUAAAAUAACUCAACUAGACCAUUGUGUUAUUUUGGCACUUGAGUCAUUCCUGAAGUAUCAGUCUCGACAACAAAGCAGCAUUAUAAUUGACAAGUGAGACAGUAAGAGACCAAAUACAUUUGACUUAACAAAUAUGUUGAUUCUUUUUUUAUCUGCUGUUUAUUCAACUGUAUGCUAUCGGUAAAGCAAAUAAAUUGUUGUAUUAAAUCUUAGUUUAGGCCUCACAGUUAUAACUCAUAUGUGUAAACUUUGCUCAUCUGACAGUCUUUUUGUAUUGAGAGUUGAUUUGCAUAUUUACCAUUGAAUAUUCAGUAUUCUUCUGAUGCUACAGUCAGGUUAGACUAGAAAAGCUAAAAUCAAAAUCGAAUGUGACUAUAUUGAGUUUUACUUUACAUGUUCAUGUAUCUUGAUAUGUUAAUUUAGUGGCACAAUCAUCUAUUUCUGCAUUUUAGCACUUCUCUGAAAACCUCUUUACAUGACUGAGAACCAUGAAUCGUGUAAAAUACAUUUUAUAUGCACAGAAUUAAGGUGGUUUUGUGUUCACAUGAUGAAAGGUAUGGGUCUCUGCAUAGCCUACUCUACAAUGUUUUGGUGAAUCUUCCUCUUAAUGCACACAAGUCGGCUUGCUUAAAAUUGAAAUGUAAUAUAGUUCCUUUCCCACAAACUGUGAUUUUGCCUUCUAUAAAUACUGUUCAUUUCCCUUGUAAAAUAGUACAACUUCUAGUGCUUUGAAAAGGCAAACAUAUCAAAUGGGCUGUUUUUCAUUGUAAACAGUAACUGUUUGUAUGUAUUUUUAAAAGUCAUAAUAUCACAAUUUUUGUUUUAAUUGCAUAAGAUGUUCCGUCGAACACGCUGGCUGGAUAUCUACCCGUCUCAUCAUUGAUCUUAUAUCCCUUGUUAAGUCAUGACGUAAAAAAUACUGUUUCCGGGUCCAAGGUUCCAUUUAUUUGAAUAGAGGAUAUUAUUUAAACAGCCGUUUAUGAGCGCUGCUUAUUCAUAUUACACCUUUACACAAACAUUUUAUAACCUCACAGUGUACACAGCAGUCUCCAGGCUCACGGAAUCACAGACGGCAAUAUAUUAAUAAUUCAUAAAAAUUCCAUGUCCAUGUCUGGUCAUCUCGGAUUUUGUUAUGAAGAUAAAAAUUAGGAUUGGAUGUUUUUGCAUGAUUAUAUGAGCGUAUAUUAGCAUGAUUUUUAUGUUAUUUCCCUAUGGCAUUUGAAAUCAGUUGGCCCCAAAAGCAGUGCAUGACGUCAGACUUAACAAGCAGAUUGCAAUGCACAGUCACAAAGGAAUGUAAAACAUUCAUACAUUUGUCCCUGAGGAAAUUAAAAUGUCAAAGUUUAAAAA
Messenger RNA from Paramisgurnus dabryanus, 4120 nucleotides. It is a transcript of the gene stat6, whose product is annotated as signal transducer and activator of transcription 6, interleukin-4 induced. Gene Ontology annotation, molecular function: DNA-binding transcription factor activity; DNA binding. Gene Ontology annotation, biological process: regulation of DNA-templated transcription; signal transduction. The record is from RefSeq and is a predicted model, not a curated record. Lineage: Eukaryota; Metazoa; Chordata; Actinopteri; Cypriniformes; Cobitidae.